Molecule: messenger RNA, 1962 nt
Organism: Rotaria socialis
Lineage: Eukaryota; Metazoa; Rotifera; Eurotatoria; Philodinida; Philodinidae
Source: the annotation of a GenBank genome assembly
AUGUCUCGCUCCGGUGCUAAUAGAAAACACAGCAAAGCUAUUGGAAUUGAUCUAGGUACAACAUAUUCAUGCGUUGGUGUAUUUCAACAUGGCAAAGUUGAAAUCAUUGCUAAUGAUCAAGGAAAUCGAACAACACCAUCCUAUAUUGCGUUUACUGAUACUGAACGUUUGAUUGGUGAUGCUGCUAAAAAUCAAGCAGCUAUGAAUCCACCGAAUACGAUAUUCGAUGCUAAACGUUUAAUAGGACGACGUUUCGAUGAUGAUACAGUACAAAAAGAUAUUAAAUUAUGGCCAUUUAAAGUUAUCAGUGGUAAAGAUAGAAAACCAUUUAUUGAAGUUUUAUACAAAGGUGAAAGAAAGCUUUUUUCUCCUGAAGAAAUUUCUUCUAUGGUACUAACAAAAAUGAAAGAAACAGCUGAAGCUUUCUUAGGCGCUCCUAUUAGACAAGCUGUUGUUACUGUUCCUGCCUACUUCAAUGAUUCACAACGACAGGCAACCAAAGAUGCAGGUACAAUAUCUGGUCUAGAUGUUCUUCGUAUCAUAAAUGAACCAACAGCUGCAGCACUUGCUUAUGGUCUAGAAAAAAAACUUCAACGUGACCAAAAUAUUCUUAUUUAUGAUCUUGGUGGUGGAACAUUCGAUGUAUCAGUUUUAACCAUCGGUGCUGGUGAAGGUAGCGGUUCUAUAUUUGAAGUAAAAGCAACAGCUGGAAAUACACAUUUAGGUGGUGAAGAUUUCGAUAAUCGUUUAGUCCAACAUUUUGUUGAAGAAUUUCGUCGUAAGCAUGGCAAAGAUAUAUCAAAACAUACAAAAGCUGUACGUCGUUUAAGAAGCGCAAGUGAACGUGCUAAGCGAACAUUAUCAUCAUCGACAACGGCUUCUAUUGAAAUCGACUCACUUUUCGAUGGCAUCGAUUUUAAUACACAAAUAAGUCGUGCUCGUUUUGAAGAACUUAAUAUGGAUAUGUUUCGCAGUACGAUAGGCCCUGUGGAACAUGCACUUCGAGAUGCUAAAUUAGAGAAACGCGAUAUCGAAGAAGUUGUUUUAGUGGGUGGUUCAACACGUAUACCAAAAGUUCAACAAUUAUUGUCCGAUUUUUUUAAUGGAAAACCUCUAAAUAAGAAUAUUAAUCCAGAUGAAGCUGUUGCUUACGGUGCAGCUGUACAAGCUGCUAUACUUACAGGUGAUCAAAGUGAAAUGAUUAAAGAUGUUUUACUCAUUGAUGUAACACCCCUAUCAAUGGGUAUUGAAACAGCUGGUGGUGUUAUGACAAAAUUAAUUGAACGUAAUCAACGCAUUCCAUAUAAAAAAGGGCAAUUAUUUACAACAUAUACUGAUAAUCAACCAGCGGUUACCAUUCAAGUAUACGAAGGCGAACGUUCGAUGACAAGAGAUAAUCAUCUAUUGGGUAAAUUUGAUCUCGAAGGUAUUCCAGCAGCACCACGCGGAGUACCACAAAUUGAAGUUACCUUCGAUGUAGAUGCAAAUGGUAUUCUUCAUGUUACUGCUGAAGAUAAGAGUACAGGACGCAACAAAAGAAUAGAAAUUAAAAAUGAUAAAGGACGUCUAACACAAGCGGAAAUUCAGCGUAUGGUCAGCGAAGCAGAGAAGUACCGCGAAGAAGAUGAACAAACACGUGAACGUGUCAAUGCACGAAAUCAUCUUGAAACAUAUGUAUAUUCCUGUAAGCUAGUAGUACAAAAUUAUAGUGGUUCAUCCUUGUCCGAGUCUGAUAAAUCAACAGUUUUAAAUGCUUGUGAAGAAGCACAGAAAUGGCUAGAUGGAAAUCGAUCAGCUAGGAAAGAUGAUAUUGUACAUCGCUAUUCGGAAUUAGAAAGAAAGUGUCAACGCAUUAUGACAAAGAUACACACUGGUGAUCCAGAUAAACAGCAGUAUAGUCGAAACGGAACUCAUAAUGGUACCAAUGGAUAUGCUGGUCCACGAGUCGAAGAAGUUGAUUAG